Molecule: messenger RNA, 2297 nt
Organism: Trachymyrmex septentrionalis
Lineage: Eukaryota; Metazoa; Arthropoda; Insecta; Hymenoptera; Formicidae
Gene: Nsun2
Product: tRNA (cytosine(34)-C(5))-methyltransferase
Exons: 10
Coding region: 1-2199 (732 amino acids)
Biological process (GO): tRNA methylation
Cellular component (GO): nucleus; cytoplasm
Molecular function (GO): tRNA (cytidine-N5)-methyltransferase activity; tRNA binding
Source: RefSeq, a predicted model, not a curated record
AUGGGUAAAGGUCGAAAACAUAGGCCAAAAAAGAACUUCGCUGAAAAACGCCGUGAGAAGCAGAAGAAAAAUGAAUGGAAUAGUACUUCUCAGUCAGGAAGCUAUGCAGAUAUUAUUCGGGAAAACAAAGAUUUUGAGAAUUAUUACAAGACGCAAGGAAUAGUACCAGAAGAUAAAUGGGAUGCAUUUAUCAGCACUAUAAGGACUAAUCUGCCAGUUGCUUUUCGUAUUACUGGUUCAAAAGCUGAAGCUAAAGCCUUAUUGGAAAUAAUCAAAAGUGAUUUUUUCAAAGAGAUUUUGAAUGCAGAUUUGGAUGGUGAUAAAGAAGAUGUUAAUAGUCGAGCAAAAACUAUAUUACAUAGUUUACCCUUUUAUCCAGAGGAAUUAGCUUGGCAACUGCAAUUAACUAGAAAAGACAUCCGACGAUCUGAGGCAUACUUUAGGUUGCAUAAUUUCCUUAUUGCUGAAACUAACAAUGGCAGUAUCAGCAGGCAGGAAGUAGUUAGUAUGGUUCCUCCUUUGGUCCUAGAUGUUAAAUCUUCGCAUAAAGUUCUUGAUAUGUGUGCAGCGCCAGGAUCGAAAACAGCACAACUUAUAGAAAUGAUACAUGCAGAUGAGGAAAAUCCUCCAGAGGGUUUUGUAAUAGCUAAUGAUGUUGACAACAAUCGAUGUUAUAUGCUGGUUCAUCAAGCUAAGAGGCUAAAUAGCCCAAACAUUCUUAUUACAAACCAUGAUUCGUCAAUUAUGCCAAAUUUUAUGAUUACAAAACCAGAUGGUACAAAAGAUACAUUAAAAUUUGAUAGGAUACUUGCGGAUGUUCCAUGUAGUGGUGAUGGUACCAUGCGAAAAAAUCCAGAUAUAUGGUGUAAAUGGAGUCCAGCUAAUGGCAGUAAUCUCCAUGGAAUUCAGUACAGGAUAGCAAAACGUGGCUUAGAAUUGUUAGCAGUUGGGGGGAGGAUGGUUUAUUCCACGUGUUCACUAAAUCCUAUUGAAAAUGAAGCGGUACUUCAUAGGCUUCUUCGUGAGACUGAAGAUUCAGUACAGUUAAUUGACUGUAGAGAUUUAGUGCCAGGAUUAAUAUGCGAUCCUGGUGUUACACACUGGAAGCCGGCAUCUAAAAAUUUACAAUAUUAUGAUAGCUGGGAAGAUGUUCCCGAACAAUGGCAAACACAAGUACGGCCGAAAAUGUUUCCUCCAGAUGCAAAUGAAGCUUCUAAAUUUCAUCUUGAACGUUGUAUGAGAAUAUUACCACAUCAUCAAGAUACUGGAGGUUUUUUCGUCGCUGUGCUGGAGAAAGUAAAAUCUCUGCCAUGGGAAAGAGAAAUUUGUGUAUUAAAUCAAAGUACACAGAAUGUAGAUGGUAACGAAAACAAGGAUAAGCACAUUCUUGAAGAAAAAUCUGUGCAAGACAUAAAGCUUUCAGAAAGUGAGAAACAUACAUUAGAAGAAGAAAAAAAAUUACGGGAACCACCAAAAAAGCGAAGAAGAAUGACUGGUUACAGAGAAGAUCCAUUUGUCUUCUUCAAGGAUCAAACAGAAGAUGUCUGGCACUCUAUUAAAGAUUUUUAUGGCAUAUCUGAUGAUCUAGAUCCACGUUGUUUAUUAGUAAGAUGUCAUGAAGGAAAAAAGAAAAAUAUUUAUUUCACGUCACCAGCAAUUCGCGAUAUAGUGAUAUCUAAUGAGAAUAAAGUAAAGAUGAUCAACACUGGCGUUAAAACGUUUGUACGAUGCGACAAUAAAAAUAUGAAUUGCGCCUUCAGACUUGCUCAAGAAGGGAUGCAUAGUAUCAUUCGUUACAUAAGUGAUGAUAGAAAGGUUCAGAUCUCAAAAGAAGAUUUGAUAAUGCUUUUACAAAAUGAUGAUCCACACACGCCACCUGAAAUUGUAAAAUUAAAUUCAGAAACUCAAGAACGUCUCAAGGAAUUCGCAACUGGAAGUUGUAUACUGUUAUACAAAGAAGAGAAGACUGAUAAUCCAAAUCGCCUAAAUCUUCAGCUAGUAGGAUGGAGGGGAAUAAUGUCUCUUAGAGCAUAUGUACCUACUUGUGAUGCAGUUCAUUAUUUACGACUUUUAGGAGCGGAUUGCUCUAAAUUUGAGAAAAAUAAAUUUGAGGAAAAUCGCGCAGCCGCAUUAGCCAAGGACGUCAACAACGACGAUGUUAAAACUGAAUGUAAAACUAAAAUUGAAACCGAAGAUUAAUGAAAAAGUUGUAACAAAAAACAAGGAUAACAUAGAGGAAGAAACAGAAUGAAUAACUGAUUAGAUCAUUAUGACGUAAUUAAAACUUUUCUAAUUUU